Messenger RNA from Malania oleifera, 1445 nucleotides. RefSeq lists its product as uncharacterized. The record is from RefSeq and is a predicted model, not a curated record. Gene Ontology annotation, biological process: translation. Gene Ontology annotation, cellular component: ribosome. Lineage: Eukaryota; Viridiplantae; Streptophyta; Magnoliopsida; Santalales; Ximeniaceae. The coding region runs from base 711 to 1292 and encodes 193 amino acids. The transcript has 4 exons. Gene Ontology annotation, molecular function: structural constituent of ribosome.
AACCAUUAUAUGAUUAACACAUAAAGCCCAGCAAGCCCCCCAACCCACUUACCCACGUCCAAUUCGCUGUCAACUGCCCAGUGCCCAUGCGCACGCGGCCACACAGCCCACACCCCCCGGCCCAGAUUCUCAGCACAGGCCACCGGCAGCACACAGCACCCUCGUGACCGCGUCUCACUCUUCUGAAUCUUUUGAUUCUUCUCUCAUUCCCUGCGUUCUCACUUCCCAGUUCCCGUUCACUUUCGUUUAUGUUUCAUACUUUCAUUUUUCGUCGCCGUCGUCGAUUGCUGCCCAUCGCUUGCUCGCGGAGCCUUGUGAGUCUGUGACAACCCUCGCCUCGCAGUGUUGCCGUACCUUCGCCAGUUCGCUGUUCGCCGAUCGCUUUCUCGCUCGAGUCGCUCGUCGUUACAGUGGUUUCACUUUCGUUGUCGUCGUCGACGACUGCCGCCCAUCACUCGCUCGCUGCUUCAGCUUCACGAACCAUGAAACCAGGUUUGAGGAACUCCAUUGCUUGUAACCAUCUCCAAACCCCCUCGCUGUCACUCCAACUGCAAAAGAUUUGCCCUUCGCGUGCCCUUCACCUCCACUAGGAGGAUUAUUCAGACUUGGUACUACAGAGUUUUGGUCUGCCUCUAUGUAGUUUGAAGCACAUAUCCUCUUUCAAACCAUUUUCAUCUAUUGGCACACCAUUUCCACCCAACAACAUAAUUAUGAAACUCAUUGCGCUUCUCAGAACCAUUCGGGCUCUUCCUACUCUUCCCCGAAUAACUGGGCCUGUGCAAUCUCGCUCAUUCCAACAUGAUUUUGUUCCAAGAGAUCCCAAGGCCAAACCCAAAAGAUACAAGCUUCCCCCUUUCUAUGAUCCAUAUGGGCCAAAACCCCCACCAUCUGAAAAAAUCGUUCAGCUUGCUGAGCGCAUUGCUGCCCUUCUUCCGGAAGAGCGAUUACAAAUUGGCCCCAUGCUCAGCAACAAGCUUAGGCAUCCAAAGAUGCAGCAGAUCUCCACAGAAGGUAUGGAUAUGGGUGCGCAGGGAGGGGCAGCUGCUGGGACAAAGGUAGAGGAAAAGAAGGCAGAGAAAACGGCAUUUGAUGUGAAGUUGGAGAAGUUUGAUGCAUCGGCAAAAAUCAAGGUGAUCAAAGAAGUCAGGGCUUUUACAAACUUGGGAUUGAAGGAGGCAAAAGAACUGGUUGAAAAGGUUCCUGUGUUGGUGAAACAAGGUAUCACCAAGGAGGAAGCUAAUGACGUAAUAGAGAAGAUUAAGGCUGCUGGUGGAAUUGCAGUAAUGGAGUAAAAUCUUUUCUUUUUUGGGUGAGUGUUCUGUUUAACAGGAUUGUCAUUGUAAGAAUUAUGGGUUUCCUAGCUAUAAAAUGGAUUUUAUGAGGGGCCAAUAGCCAUUAUCAUCACUCAAUAAAUGAAUAAUUAGGUCGGGAUUUUAUUUUUGCAA